Molecule: messenger RNA, 3495 nt
Organism: Orcinus orca (killer whale)
Lineage: Eukaryota; Metazoa; Chordata; Mammalia; Artiodactyla; Delphinidae
Gene: DZIP1L
Product: DAZ interacting zinc finger protein 1 like
Exons: 17
Coding region: 327-2732 (801 amino acids)
Biological process (GO): cilium assembly
Cellular component (GO): ciliary basal body; cytoplasm
Source: RefSeq, a predicted model, not a curated record
CCGGCUGCUGGCGCCAAAGGUUCUCUGUGUUCCCGGUCCCGCAGGUUGGCAGCACUGGGUGGGCGGGAGGCUCUGUCACGCGCCCUCGAGAGCCCGCGCUACUCGGGGCCGAGGAAGCAGCCCAGGCCGGCGCGGCGGCGAGGAUUCCGGGAACGGCCUCUGUCCGGGGCGGUGGAGCGAGUCGGGAGGCUGGGCCGGGGCGGAGGAGCGGAGCCGCCGGCUCGCGACCUCUGCCCGCUCCCCAGGCUCCGGGGACCCCCAGAUGUGGGAAAAGAAGUCUGCUGAUAAUUCAGUCUGCAGAAAGUACGGCGUGCCUGCCCUCUGGGAUGUGUAGUUUCCAGGCCCUCUCUCAGCUCCUGUGCCUGCUGCCGUGGUCUUGGCGGCACCCUUCCCCAGUGGUCAGCCCAGGGCUCCCCCCGUCCAUGCAGUCCCACGCUACCACCGCCCAGGGCCUCAGCGACCCCCUCUUUGCGGCCUACACUCUCCCCACCUUCAAGUUCCAACCUCGCCGUGAGAGAAUGGACUGGAGGCGCAUUAGCGCCCUGGACGUGGACCGCGUGGCACGGGAGCUGGAUGUGGCCACCCUGCAGGAGAACAUCGUCAGCGUCACCUUCUGCAACCUGGACCGGGAGGUGUGCGGCCGCUGCGGGCAGCCCGUGGACCCGGCGCUGCUCAAGGUGCUGCGGCUGGCGCAGCUCACCAUUGAGUACCUGCUGCACUGCCAGGACUGCCUGAGCACCAGCGUGGCCCAGCUGGAGGCGCGGCUGCAGGCCAGCCUGGGCCAGCAGGAGCGCGGCCAGCAGGAGCUGGGCCGCCAGGCCGACGAGCUCAGGGGCGUGCGGGAGGAGAGCCGCCGACGGCGCAAGAUGAUCAGCGCCCUGCAGCAGCUGCUCCUGCAGACGGGCGCCCACAGCUACCAUGCGUGCCACCUGUGUGACAAGACCUUCAUGAAUGCCACCUUUCUCCGGGGCCACAUCCAGCGCAGACAUACGGGCGUGGUGGAAGGUGGAAAGCAGAAGAAGCAGGAGCAGCCAGUGGAGGAGGUGUUGGAAGAGCUGUGGGCCAAGCUGAAGUGGACCCAAGGGGAGCUGGAAGCGCAGAGGGCAGCGGAGAGGCAGCGGCAGCUUCAGGAAGCAGAGAUCAUUCGCCAGAGGGAAGCAGAAGCUAAGAAAGAAUUUGAUGAAUGGAAAGAAAAAGAGCGGGCCAAGCUAUACGGGGAAAUAGACAAGCUCAAAAAAUUAUUUUGGGAUGAAUUUAAAAGUGUUGCUAACCAGAACUCUACGCUAGAAGAGAAACUGCAGGCACUGCAGUCCCACAAGGUGAUGAAGUCCAACCUCGGGUCCCUGCAGGAUGAGGAGCCCGAGGAACGACUCAGCCAGGCUCAGGAGCUCCGGGGCCUGAAGGAGAAGAUGGAGAUUCAGAAAACAGAAUGGAAGAGAAAAAUGAAGGUAUUGCAGGAAGAGCAUGCAGCUCAGAAGAGAGAGCUGCAGGAGCAGAACGAGAGGCUCCAGGCCUCCCUGUCUCAGGAUCAGAGGAAAGCAGCUAUCCAGGCCCAGCGCCAGAUCACUGCCCUUCGCGCCCAGCUCCAGGAACAAACCAGGCUCAUCGCCUCCCAGGAGGAGAUGAUCCAGACCAUGUCUCUCAGGAAGGUGGAGGGGAUCCGCAAGGGCCCGAAGGCUGUGGACACAGAGAAGGACUCUUCCGAGGAAGAGCUGGAGGACUCCCGCAGUGGACAGCAGAAGGUGCUGGCAGCUCUCAGUCGAAACCCCACCUUGCUGAAGCAGUUCAGGCCGGUCCUGGAGGACACCCUGGAGGAGAAGCUGGAGAGCAUGGGGAUAAAGCGAGAUGCAAAGGGAAUCCCUGCUCACACCCUCCGACACCUGGAGUCCCUCCUGCGAGCCCAGCGGGAGCAGAAGGCGGGGAGGUUUUCUGAAUUUCUGAGUCUGAGGGAGAAGCUCAUCAAGGAAGCCAGCAGCAGAGUGAAGGAGGAGAGACAGUGGAACAGGGCUCCGGUGUCCCAACCAGACGGCGAGGCUCCAGUCAAAAGCCAGCAGAGCACACCGGUCACCAAAGAGGCCCAGACAAAGGCCAGGACCCUGCACGUGGCACAGUCAUCCAAGCUGGCAGAGUCCCCCGUGUCACGUCUUCAGAGCCGCGGCAGCCAUGGCCCGGGCCUGGCUCAGGGGCCCACCCCUACUCCUGGCUCCAGAGCGCCUGGCCCCUCCAGCACCCCGCCUUCCCUGGGGCCCGGGCUGAGCAGUACGCCCCCGUUCAGUUCUGAAGAGGCCUCGGAGGCCGAUGCCAGCUCUCACGUGUCCCUCCAGCCCCCGAGACUUCCUUCGAGGAGGGGGCCCCGGCCGCAGGAUGACUCGGACUGGUCUGACACCGAGACCUCGGAGGGGAGCGCCCAGAUGCCUGGCAAGAACUCAGGAACACUGGUGCGGUUGAUGGUCAGAAAUCAUGAGAAGCAGCUGGAGGCUUCGACCAAGAAGCCUGCUGGAGAGGUCGGUCUGUUCUGCAAGCCCAAUGCCGGGCCACAGAGGGCUGCUGUGCCAGGAGGGAAGCCCCAGCUUUCUGAAGAUGAGAGUGACUUGGAGAUCUCUUCCUUGGAAGAUCUCCCCCAGGACGUGAUCCAGAGAGAGAAACCAAAGCCCUUGUCUCGCUCGAAGCUCCCAGAGAAGAUUGGUGCCAGCUCCUGGAGCCCUGGUCAGCCCAGGGCCCCUGGCUGGUGAUCCUGUCCCAGAGCCUGGUGGCCAGAGGAUCAGCCUCGUCUCCCAGCUGGGUGGGGCUGGCUCACGGUCCCCCCCCAACAGAUGGGGCUGCUGGGCCUCUUGUCGUCACCAGUAACCGAGAGGUCUUCUCCCCUGGAGAGAAGCAGAGCAGAAGAUGGAUAUGAUCUCUCCCGCCCCCUGUGAGGGGCCCUGGCAGUGCCCCUGGGUCCCAGGGCUUGAGAAAGGGUCGUAACAGGACCUCAGAGCAGCAUCCUUCCUCCACCUCCACGUUCACUCCAGACUGAAAGGAAACACCUGGUCUCUAGUCCGGAGUGUUUUGUAAACCUGCAGAAACGCUGUAGAGAUGGGUCUUUUAUGGGGUCCUUUUGGGGACUUAUGCCUGAGCCAGUCAUUCACUGAUUGACCCAAAGCCAUUUACUGAGGUCCUCCAGCCUCUCACUGCUGAGUUGGGGUAGAGGCAGAGAUGGGGGGUGAAAAGUACAGGGUCAUAAUCUGUUGACAGAGAUUAGGAUGCUAUGGGAGUGCAGACAGAGCCUCCCAGUGCAGCCUGGGGUGACCUUGGAGAGCUUCCCAGAGCUGAUGUCUGGCAGGGCCUGCUCGUGGGUGGGAGGGAAGGAGGGCCUCAUAUCCCCAAAGAACCACAAAUUAAAUUUUUGAUAUUAUUUCUAAAAUUAGGUUAUGUAUGUAACUACUGUAUUUUUUUUAAUUUGAAAAGCAUUAAUUUAUUAUAUGUAAACCUUUAAAUACAGUACAAUGUUUCUCA